Molecule: messenger RNA, 2922 nt
Organism: Oryzias latipes (Japanese medaka)
Lineage: Eukaryota; Metazoa; Chordata; Actinopteri; Beloniformes; Adrianichthyidae
Gene: prox2
Product: prospero homeobox 2
Biological process (GO): regulation of transcription by RNA polymerase II
Cellular component (GO): nucleus
Molecular function (GO): RNA polymerase II cis-regulatory region sequence-specific DNA binding; DNA-binding transcription factor activity, RNA polymerase II-specific
Source: RefSeq, a predicted model, not a curated record
AAUAAUUAUCAGCUUGUUUUGUGUUAAUUAACCUUUCAGUUCUUUUUUUUUUAUCUAUUUAUUUAUUUCAACACGUGAUAAGGCAUCACAUAUGAUGAGAUUGCGCAUAAGUACUCCUCCUGAAAGCCCUUUGGUCUUCAUCAACUCAGCACCCAAACCACUGUGGCUGUCACUCUGAAGAGGACUUUUGGGUAACGCGCCCUGACCCCCUCCCUGUGCGCAUGCGGCCACGCCCCAGCUCUUCAGCAUCGACUUCGCCGCACCCCCACCAGCCAACUCUCAGUCCGUGCAGGCCAGCAACUCGGCAGCACUUCUUGCAGCGCAACAGGUUGUGUCCCAUCACUGCCGCUCACAGCCAACGCGGUCACACCGCAGACCCAAAAUUCUUGUCUUUCAAAGCCGUAGUUUUUUUUCAUGCGCAUUGUGAAAAUCCACAGUAAACAUGAACCUAAGUCUUCCCGACCAAAGCAUGCACAACUCAUGUGAUGGCUGCUUAGAGGACGACAAGUCUGAUGUCAUGAUGCCCUGCUUUCGCAAAAACAUGUAUGAUGAGCCUCUGACCUCAUAUUCAAGCGGGUCCAUCAUUUCCCAACUCCUUCGAAAGUCAGUCCACAGCAAAAGGGUGCUGGACGAGAACAGUUUUUACCUCUCCACCGCUGCCGACUCCGGCCAGGAGGAUCAGAGCAGUGUCUCAUCAAAGGACAGCACGGUGGAGGCCACAUCCCCCACCGGACACACCUCUGCAGCAGCCAGCCCGGAGGAAGAGCCACCAUUGACCGAUUAUCUGCAGGCCAAGAGAGCCCGGGUGGAGAACAUUAUACGGGUCAUGACUGGUUCUCCGAACAGCAGGCAGCACGGAGACAACGAGAGGCCUGGGAGAGAGACGAGAGAGUCGUACAGGGAGAACAAGCGCAAGCAGAGAUUGCCUCAGCAUCAAGAACACGGUGCUGCAGGAGGACAGGUGAGCAGACAACCCAGCAGCAGAAACAGUGAAAACACCAACAUCAAAGAGGAAGAGUGCCACAAGCUGAAGGAGCAGCUGCACAGCAUGCAAAGGCUUCUUCAUCAGCUCCAGGAAAAGUUUAUGCAAGUUUACAACCAAGAAGAACCUGAAUAUGAAAAAAAUGACACUUUAGAUGCUGAUUCUGAUCAUGAGAAUGUGGAGGAAAACAACAAACCGUGCUACAUAAAUGCAGAAGAUGACUUUGAGAGGAAAAAAAGGAGAGUGACUGCAGAUUGUAAGGAUCAAAAGACAGGGAUUGGUUCCCUGGUACACCAAGGGGAAAGUCAGAGCCUACAGGAAACUCUGAAGAAAGAGCUCUCCAAGGCUGUCAAUGAUUGUGUAGACAGGGUGUUUAAGAAGGUCUCUUCGACAGGACCGGAUUUAUCUCCUCAGCAGCGUAUGUCCUCAUCACCCGAGCUACACAUCAGCUUACGUGCAGACAGAAAGGGCCAGCAGGGCAACUCCAACACUGAUCAGCCCCAGGCUGAAGAGGCAAGAGUGAAAUCGCAGCCGUUGAAGUUCUUUGAAAGCUCAGAGGCUCAGAGCCCGCAGGACCAGACAGAAGCAUUGUCGCUGGUUGUCCGCAAGCCAAUCGCAACUCCUGUGACCUCCAUCGCCCCGACAGUGAAGAGGCCUUACCCCAUACACCAGGCACCCUUUCAGUACAACUACAGCGCUCCGCUGCACGAAAGCCACAUUCUGGAGCACCUCCUCAAGUAUGGACCACACUCCAACUUCGCUGCUCUCUCCUGCAUGCCUCCAUCCAUGGACAGAACCUCCCCAGAAUCAGUGGAUCUGCCCUGGGACACCAUUUCCAUGAGGUCCAAGGUCUCCUCAUCUUUGGGGGCAGUGGCAGUUGAUAAUCUGUGCCUCCCCCACGUCAAAAUUGAGUGCGGCGAGCUUCAGAACAUGGCUGAAAGAAAUCCUUACAUGUCCCUCAAUAUCCAGGAGGGACUCACUCCCAGUCAUCUGAAGAAGGCGAAGCUGAUGUUCUUCUACACCCGCUACCCCAGCUCCAAUGUGCUGAAAACAUACUUCCCUGAUGUUAAGUUCAACCGCUGCAUCACCUCCCAGCUGAUUAAGUGGUUCAGCAACUUCAGGGAGUUUUACUACAUCCAGAUGGAGAAGUUUGCCAGACAGGCGAUCGCUGACGGCAUCAGGGACGUCAAAGACAUCACAGUCAGCAGAGAUUCCGAGCUGUUUCGAGCGCUGAACAUGCACUACAAUAAAGCCAACGACUUUCACGUCCCUGACAGGUUCCUGGAGGUUGCUGAAAUCACCUUACAUGAGUUUUACAACGCCAUCAGUGCAUCCAAAGAUUCCGACUCCUCUUGGAAGAAGUCCAUCUACAAAGUGAUUUGUAAGAUGGACAGUGAAGUCCCAGAAGAGUUCAAGACUUCCUCCUGCAUGUAGGCAGGGUGAAGGAUGGUGUACAGGGAAAGAGUGACUUUUUGCUUGGCAAUAAUAUAUUUAUUUGUUUCUUGUGGUGCAUUUUGAGUGUAAAAAUGAAAUUAAUAAAAAAAAAGUAUUUUUAAGCUUUAAAUUUAAAAAUCAGAAAUUUUCUUUUCUGCACUUAAAAAAGUAAAAUUAAGGAAAAAAGUAAAUGGUGAUUACCAGUAUUUUGUUUUUAUUUUUGUCUAAGCAGUGGUGGAAUUUGUAGUUGUCUAAAACGGUUACAAAAAUAAAAUCAUUCCUAGAGUAGAUUUUUGAUUUUUUUAUACGUCAGCAUCCAGAUUUUUGUCAUUUGUGUUUUAUUUCAUAGCUGUCAGUGUUGUUUCAGUGUAUUGUAGUUUUAUGUUAAAUGAGGUGUUUGAUAUUUGUUCUGUAAUGUAAGAUGAACUAAAUGAAUCUUUGUUCAACCCUUUUCGUAUAAACAUUGUACUGAAUGAGUGUUGAAAUUAAAGAUGCACUAAAUUAAA